This is a messenger RNA of Postia placenta MAD-698-R-SB12, 1713 nucleotides long. RefSeq lists its product as hypothetical. Gene Ontology annotation, molecular function: tripeptidyl-peptidase activity; serine-type endopeptidase activity. The record is from RefSeq and is a predicted model, not a curated record. Bases 1 to 1713 code for a protein of 570 amino acids. NCBI's taxonomy places the organism in Eukaryota, Fungi, Basidiomycota, Agaricomycetes, Polyporales, Adustoporiaceae. Gene Ontology annotation, biological process: proteolysis. The transcript is spliced from 8 exons.
AUGUUUGUGUCCCGCAGCCUUGUCGCCGUCCUGCUUUCCACCCUUGCGCUGAGCAAGCCUCUCGCCCGCGAUUUGCACGUCGUGCAUGAGGCACGGGCCAAUGCCCCCAGUGGAUAUGUGUUGACGGGCCCCGCCUCGCCAGAGACGGUGCUCAAUCUGCGCGUCGGUCUGGUUGAGAACAACGUUGACGGUCUUAUUUCGGCGCUUUACGACGUAAGCGAUCCUUCAAGCGCGAACUACGGCCAGCACUUGACUCAAGCCGAGGCUAAUUCAUACCUCACGCCAACCGCUGAGAGCGCCUCGGCAGUGAAUGCAUGGCUGAGCACCAACGAUCUCACCGCUUCCGUAAUUUCUUCUGCGGGUGACUGGUUGGCUGUGGAUGUGCCAGUUAGCAAGGCCAAUGAGUUGCUCGGUGCAGACUAUUCCGUUUUCACGCAUGUCGAGACCGGCAAGCAGACCAUACGCACGCUCUCGUACUCCAUCCCGGCCAAUCUCACAGGCCACUUGGAUCUCGUCCAUCCGACAAUCUCGUUCCCGGAUCCCUACGCUAAGGCGCCUCUCGAACUGAAGCGCUCGGGCUCAAAUGCAAUCGCGAAGCGUUCGACGGACGCGUCCUCACCUUGCGAAGAGGGCGAGUAUCCUGAUGUCACGCCCGACUGCUUGCUGUAUCUCUACGACAUGCCGUCGACGCCUACGAUCACUCCAGGAAACGGUUAUGCCGUCACGGAGUAUAUCGAGCAGUGGGCGACUUACGCUGAUCUAAAGACCUAUUUGGAGGACUUUCGGCCGGAUAUGAGUCCUGACACGGCGUGGAUCUACCAAUCCAUCGACGGAGGCAUAAACCCACAAAACGAAUCCACUGCUGGUGUUGAAGCUGAGCUGGAUGUGCAGUAUGCGAUCGGCCUGACGACGGACGUACCAGUGACAUUCAUCUCCGUCGGCGGCGACUUCCUUACUGGGCUUCUGGACACAGCGCUUACGCUGCUCAAUGAGACUGCGCCGCCACAAGUCAUGUCUACCAGCUAUGGUGAUGACGAAGAUGACGUGUCGGAGGCCUUUGCCUAUAAGCUUUGCAAUGCCUAUGCGGCGCUGGGUGCGCGCGGCGUGUCCGUCGUUUACGCGUCUGGUGACGGGGGUGUCUCCGGCGGCCAUUUCGACCCGAAUUGCACGACGUUCCUGCCCGUCUUCCCAGCGGCAUGUCCGUACGUGACUUCCGUUGGCGCCACCAACUCACUGCCAACGCAGACCGCCACGUACUUCUCUGGUGGCGGGUUCUCGAACUACUGGACGCGGCCUCUGUAUCAAGAGGGCGCGGUCGCGGGGUAUCUCGCUCGCCUCGGGGCCAACAACACGGGAUUGUACAACCCAUCUGGGCGCGGCUAUCCGGACGUCGCCGCGUACGGCGUGAACUUCGAUGUCGUGUACGCGGGCGAGGUGACCCCUGUGAGCGGGACGAGUUGCUCCUCGCCCACGUUUGGCAGCGUCAUCGCGCUGCUGAAUGCCCGCCUGCUCGCGGCUGGACGGCCAACUUUGGGCUUUUUGAACCCCUUCCUGUACACUUCGGGCAUCGCAGGGCUCACUGACAUCACGACGGGAAGCAACCUCGCGUGCAGCAAUUACACGACCGGCUUCUACGCUAGCGAAGGCUGGGAUCCAAUCACUGGGCUCGGAACGCCCAACUUUGCAAACCUCCUGACUGCGGUCGGACUAUAA